CACACAUCACUAACACCCCACCACCGCUCUCUCAAUAAAUCACCGCUCUCACUAAAUCACAUCUCUCGACGGAUCUUAACGUAUCUUCAAGGUUUGGAAUUUGUUUUGAUUUGGUGGUUCUUGAAGUCAAGACGAUGGAUGGCUUUCAGUUAGGGUUUCAUUAAUCAAGUUGUUGGAUCUCCCUGGUAUCAUUGAGGGUGCAAACGAUGGUAAGGGUAGAGGAAGACAGGUUGAACAAGGAACCCCCUAACCUGACAUUUAGAAAAAAAGAAAAGGGUGGCAUAAACUUCACAUCUAUAGUACCCAAUACACAUCUGGACCUCGACACUGUGAAAGCAAUCUGUAGUGAAUACAAAAUACACAAUGCUGAUCUUACCCUGAGGUAUGAUGCAACUGCUGAUGAUCUCAUUGACGUCAUUGAAGGGAGUCGGGUGUAUAUGCCCUGCAUAUAUGCUGUCAACAAGAUAGAUCAGAUAACACUUGAAGAGCUAGAAAUUCUAGAUAGACUUCCUCACUACUGUCCUGUCGGGAUCUUUGGCCUAUUAUCAAGCUCUCUCUGUCAUCUGGUGUUAUGGCCUGUCUUGAACUCUGGUACAACACGGUACUAGUUCUUCUAACUGGAAACCUGGAAAAUGCUGAGGUUGCUAUUGAUGCUCUUUCUAUCUG
Molecule: messenger RNA, 666 nt
Organism: Daucus carota subsp. sativus
Lineage: Eukaryota; Viridiplantae; Streptophyta; Magnoliopsida; Apiales; Apiaceae
Product: developmentally-regulated G-protein 3-like
Exons: 5
Coding region: 207-608 (133 amino acids)
Biological process (GO): cytoplasmic translation
Cellular component (GO): cytoplasm
Molecular function (GO): GTP binding; GTPase activity
Source: RefSeq, a predicted model, not a curated record